AUGGCACGUUCAACUUUGAGCACUUUAGACAACUCUGAUCUUUACACCGUCGGAUGGAUCGCCGCUCUCCCCAUAGAGCGUGCCGCAGCGACUGCAAUGCUUGAUGACCGCCACAAUACACCGUGUGACUUCAUCCAACAUCCUUCCGACACGAACUCAUACACCUGGGGCAAGAUGGGAGAGCAUAACGUCGUGAUUGCCUCGCUCCCCGCUGGCCUAUAUGGCAUAGCCUCCGCAGCGAAUACGGCAUCAAGCCUUCUCUCAUCAUUGCCUCACAUUCGAAUCGGCCUGCUAGUAGGGAUUGGUGGCGGUAUCUCUCAGCCUGACCAGGGUCGAGAUAUUCGACUUGGCGACAUUGUCGUCAGCCAGCCACAGGGAACAACUGGUGGAGUAAUUCAGUAUGACCUUAAGAAGGCGAUCGCAGGUCAAAAGCAGGAUCGGAAAGACUUUCUUAGUAUGCCCCCACAAGUCCUCCUCCAAGCACUUGGAGCUCUGCAAGCAGACCACGAACUAGAGGAAUCUAUGGUGCCCGAAUUUCUGAGUGCUAUGCCGCGAAAAUCCUCCCGGACCGCCAGUGGCACUAAGAAAAACGACGGGUAUUCACAUCAAGGAUUCGAAAACGACAGGCUUUUCAGGUCAUCAUACAUUCACACGGGUGGACAUGACUGUCAUGGCUGUGAUUCGACAGAAGAGGUAGAGCGUGAUGAGCGGGACACCGCCGACCCAGAAAUUCACUAUGGGAUUAUUGCGUCUGGAAACACAUUGGUCAAGGAUGCCGCCACGAGAGACAAGAUUGUGGAUGAUGUCGGUGAGGAAUGUAUCUGCUUCGAGAUGGAAGCCGCUGGCCUGAUGAAUUCCUUUCCAUGUCUCGUUAUCAGGGGGAUUUGCGAUUAUGCCGAUUCACACAAGAAUGAUCGGUGGCAACGAUAUGCCUCUGCUACCGCUGCUGCCUAUGGAAAAGAGCUCCUCAGUUAUGUUCCUUGGCUUUCACCGUCUGAUACGUCAAUCAAUCUCAACGAGGCGCUGAAAAAACGACAAGAGGGAACUGGCUCCUGGUUCCUCAAAUGUGAGCCUUUCCAAGAGUGGAAAACAGGGAAAAAUCAGUCUCUAUGGCUACAUGGGAUCCCCGGUUGUGGGAAACCGAUUCUUAGUGCCACGACUAUUGACCAUCUCAACCAGACAGCUACAGCUGAGUCUUCAUCUGUCAUACUUGACUUCUUCUUCGACUUCACAGAUACCGAUAAGCAGUCACUGAAUAAGCUUAUUCGAUCCCUCAUCUCACAGCUUUACUCGAGAUGCCCGGAUUCCCGAUUGGAGCUGGAUGAAGUAUUUUCAUCUCACGGAAAUGGCAACCGUCAGCCAACAGAAAAAGCACUUUUCGAAGUAUUCUCGACAAUGCUGAAUCAAAUCAAAACUGUGCAAAUUGUCAUUGAUGCCCUUGAUGAAUGUGUCACUAGGAAAGAUCUACUCCUUUGGAUAGAAGGUCUCAUCAGCCUAAAACAUUCAGGCCUCUACCUUCUCGUUACCAGUCGAAGGGAGGAAGAAAUUGAGUCAGGACUACAGCACUUUAUCCAUGAUGGGGGUAUCAUUCCCCUUCAGCAAGAUCUGGUUAACGCUGAUAUUCGCACGUAUGUCCAUCAACGACUAUUGGAUGGCCGUGGGUUCGAGAGGUGGUCCUCACAUCCAGAUGUGCAGAGAAAGAUUGAGAUUGAAUUGAUGCUGAAAGCCAAUGAAAUGUUCAGAUGGGCUGCAUGUCAACUUGAUGUUUUACAGGAUUGUAUAAAUAUCGAGCUGCUUGAGAAGUCGCUACAGCGUCUGCCCAAGACACUAGAGGAGACCUACGGCAGGAUCUUGGCCGGCAUAAGCGAAAGCCACAGAGAGUACGCAGUGAGGCUCCUGCAGUUUUUGACAUACUCAGAGCGACCUCUGACGAUUGAGGAAGCUGUUGACGUUAUGGCCAUCAACUUAAAUCGAGAUCCCUCAUUUGAUCCCGCCCGGAGAAUGCCAAACCCUCGAGAGAUUGUGAGAUUUUGCUCGAGCCUCGCCUCUAUUGUUGAAAGAGAAAGUGUACAGAAACCGUGGGAAACCCCAGAUAGGGUCGUGGUGGUGGAGCUUCAGUUGGCGCAUUUCUCGGUUCAGCAAUACUUAAAAUCCAGUGGGAUUCAAAGUAGCUUCCCAAAAGAUGCCACUGAGAACGGUGCGGCGUUUCAAAAGGAGAUGCAUGAAAUGACUGCAAGAGGUCUAAUCACAAGAACAUGCCUUGCAUAUUUGUCUCAUCCAGACCACCAAAAAACCUUCGAAGAAAUCCGAACAGAGUUUCCAUUCGUGCGUUACUCUGCUCAACUUUGGAUUGACCAUGCAAUUGUCACAGAGACAGAGAAAGUGGUGGAGCAAAGCAUCAUAGAAUUUUUCCUACCACAGAGCCAAGCAUUCAGGGUAUGGUUUGGUCUUCAACAUGCGACACGACUGCUCCUUGAUGCCGGCGCUGAUAUCAACGCACAGGGAGGAGCCCUCGGCAAUGCACUCCAGGCUGCCUCAUUCAGAGGUAAUAUUACGAUCGUGCAGCUGCUCCUUGAUGCUGGCGCCGAUGUCAACGCACAGGGAGGAAAAUAUGGCAGUGCACUCCAAUCUGCGUCAUCUGGAGGUCAUAUGGACAUUGUGCAACUGCUUCUAGACGCCGGCGCUGAGUACAACCAGGAGAAUUGGGACUCAAACGACUCUUCAUUCAAAUUUUAG
Penicillium odoratum is the source of this 2736-nucleotide messenger RNA. RefSeq lists its product as uncharacterized. Gene Ontology annotation, biological process: nucleoside metabolic process. Gene Ontology annotation, molecular function: protein binding; catalytic activity. The record is from RefSeq and is a predicted model, not a curated record. Lineage: Eukaryota; Fungi; Ascomycota; Eurotiomycetes; Eurotiales; Aspergillaceae. Bases 1 to 2736 code for a protein of 911 amino acids. The transcript has 4 exons.